ACCGCCAAUAAACACCAAAGAAGAAGCAGAGAUUUUCCUGUUGACAACCAGCAACAGUUUAUCGGUUGCUAGGCAGUUUUUUAGACUCCGCAUGAAUGUUUUUAGAUAACUGCUAGAAUAUAACAUUCGAAAAGAUAUUUCAUUUUGGUAAAAUACUGACAAAUAAAACGCAUAUGUUAACUUGUUUUUAGCCGGUAGUGGAAUAACGCGGUUGCCUCGCGACAGUUUGCAGUGUUUGCUAACAAGCUAACGGGUUAGCAAGAAGACUAAAAAGACUUAAGGGGUUUGUUUUGGGCGCACAGGCUUUAGUACAACAUUCAUUUACAAAAAUGAGUGAACAACUGAAGUUCAUCGUGGAACAGCUGAACCGAGAGCCUUUCAAGAAGAACUUUAACUUAAUCACUUUUGAUUCUCUGGAGCCGAUGCAGCUUCUGCAGGUCCUCAAUGACGUUUUAGCUGAAAUUGACUCUAAGCAAGCACUUGAUAUCCGAGAGGAAAUGCCUGAGCAGACAGUUAAAAGGAUGUUCAAUUUGUUGAGGAUGUUGAAAUAUAAACCAUCUGGCGGCUUCUCUGAUGUGAGCAGUUUUCGGCAGGGUCUGGUGAUGGGCAGUAAGCCGGUGGUGCACCCCAUCCUGCACUGGCUGCUGCAGAGAGUCCCUGAGCUGAAGAAGAGGGCCUAUCUGGCUCGCUUUCUCGUUAAGCUUGACGUGCCCACCGAGUUCCUGGCUGAUGAGGUCAUCUUGGAGGUCUACCACCAGUAUGAAGAGCUGGUAGAAGGAUUCAAGAAUUACCAUAAAGAGUGUGAACAACUAAGGAACUUUGGAUUUUCUGCCGCUGAGAUUCGACGUGACAUUGGGGCUAUGGAGGAAGAGAAGGAUCAGCUGAUUAAAAGAGUGGAGCGUCUGAGAAAGCGGGUGGAGUCUGUGUCUAACCAUCAGCGCAUGCUAGAAGUGGCCAGCCAGCUAAGGGUGGAAAAGGAAAGAGAGGAAUCUCUGGCUCAUCAGAAACAAGAGCAAAAGAACCAGCUAUUCCAGGCUGAGCAGAGAAGGCAGAGGUGUCAGCUCCAGCUGAAAGACUUGCGACAGGCAGCAGCAGAUGCCAAGCCUGAGAGCCUGGUGAAGAGACUGGAGGAGGAGAUUAAGUUCAACUCCUACAUGGCAUCAGACAAGCUGCCCAAAGAGCUGGAGCGCAUCCGCAGCAAAGUGCGCUACCUGCAGAAGGUGGCGUCCGAGCCGGCUAUGGGCCAUGCCGAGCUGGACGAGCUGGAAGAGAAGAUUAAAGAGUUAAAUCAGAUGAACCAGGCGAUGGAGAAGAAGAUGACCAGGACUGACCCAAUGGAUGAUAAUCUCACUCUUUACAGACAGCAGGCUUCUAUCAUAGCGCGUAAGAAGGAGGCAAAGGCAGAGCAGUUGCAGGAGUCCAGGGAGGAGGUGAACGCCAUCACAAGAGAGCUUAACGCUAAGAGUCAGGCUGCUGGACAAGGAGGACUCGAGAUCAUCCGCUCAGACGAGUUUAAGAGGUAUGUUGCCAAGAUGCGUGGCAAGAACAUCGUAUAUAAGAAGACGCGUCAGGAGAUGGCAGAGCUGAAGGCUGAGUUUGGCAUUCUACAGAGGACGGAGGAGGUCCUUCGCCAGCGCCACACUGCUACACAACAGAAUCUGCAAUCCUUGGAGGCUCAGAGAGGGAUCUCAGGCUUCAGUGAGACACAGGAGGAGCUGGAGAGAGUCUCUGCCAUCAAAAGUGAACUGGACGAGCUGAAGGGGCACAGGUUGGACAAUAUGUCUGAGAUGGUGAAGAAGAUCAAUUCAGCAAUAUCGGAAAAGAAGACGGCUCUGUCUCCAUUAAUAAAGGAGCUGAGGCCACUACGCCAGGAGUGCCAGGAGCUUUCUCAGGAGUAUGAAGAGAAAAAAGGUCUGUAUGACACUUGCUCUGCUGGUCUGGAAAGCAACAGAUCCAAAUUAGAGCAGGAGGUCAGGACCAUGAGAGAGGAGACAUCACAGGCGGAAAACCGCUAUCACCAACUCAACUGCAUGAGAGGGAUCACUGAGAUUCAAAUUCAGCGGGCAGCAGAUGAAAUGAAGAUCUAUGUGUCCUCAGACCCACAAACGCGGAAAAAGUCCGUCAGGGAGCAGUACAUCAAGAACAUUGCAGAGCAGGAAUCUUUGGGCAAGAAGCUCCGUGAGGAGCAGAAGCAGGUGAAGGAGAGCCAUGGGCCCAACAUGAAGCAGGUGCGCAUGUGGAAAGAUCUGGAACAGCUGCUGGAGUGUAAGAGGCAGUGCAACCUGCGAGCCCAGAGCCAGGCAUCCAUUGGUCAAGUGAUACAGGAGAGCAGAGAGGACCGUCUGGUUCUCUAACAGAUCCACAUUAACGUUUCUAGCUAUUUUUUUUUUUUUUACCAUUUCCUAGAAUAUGUUUCUGCUUUGAUGAAGAAAUAUGUGUUCAGAGAGCAAAUAGAGAACAAUACUGACUAUGCUGUUAAAAGUUUCCCUUCCUUUUUCUCCCCAUCAGUACAGAACUCAGUACGUUUUGCUCUUACUUUUCUAAACAGAGCAAAAUCUCCUUCUUUGGACAUAAUUACCCAGAGUUGGGAGAUUUUUUGUGGAUAUAACCAGUGGAGCACUCUGAGAGAAAGCACGUGUUUGCAGAAAUGUUCCAUGGAUCAAAAAAUUCAAACAAGUCCCUUGUCUUCAUUUUGACACAUCUUUAAGAAUAGAGCUACAAUCCCUGUGUUGGAAGAUAACAGUGAACAAAGUGUUACACUUUGAACGCGCCUGCACACGGUUAUUUUGGGAAGCAGCAGUCAUGACCUUGGGCAGAAGAGCUGUCCAAUUUAGGAAUUCGACUGGUCCUUUUUUGUUUUCCGUCACUGAGGGGCAGAGGUAAUCAGCAGAGAAACAUCUACAAACUCCUCCCCUGUUAGUGCACGUGAAUGGCUCUCCAACAUGGGACGCUUGUGUAAUAUAGCAAUGGCUGUUUGAAUAAUAAAAUAAAUUGGUAAGAGUUGCAGGAUCGCACACAAGCUUCAUUUCCAUCUGCACUCACUUAAAUGAACAAACUUUUAAGCAUUACAGCUUCUAUUCUUCUGUCUGUAAAUAAGGAAUUAAACAUAGCAUUGCAUAUGAAAAGAUAAGAAGAUAUUCCAUACUGCUGUGAUGGGAUAUGGGCUGAUGUGAAGUGGAUUAUUUUCUUAUAACAGUACAUGCUGAAGGGUUGUUGUUGUUUUUUUUUUAUCACACCAUGGCAAAAUGCCACCAAUUCCAAUUUUUUAUUUAUUGAUAAAUGUUACAUUAUAAAUGUUAGUGCCUGUUAUUACUUACCUUCUAGCAUACAUAAACAGUCACCCUCUCAACCAGCAUCUCUUUCUUCUUAUUAACACACCGGAAUGUGCAAAGACUUCUGUACAAACUUUACCAUGGCAGAACAUUUACUGGCCAAUGGGCUGACACCUGAGGCUCUUUACAUAAAUAUCAAAUAAAAUAUCAACCAAAAGCUUCACCACA
Molecule: messenger RNA, 3500 nt
Organism: Tachysurus fulvidraco (yellow catfish)
Lineage: Eukaryota; Metazoa; Chordata; Actinopteri; Siluriformes; Bagridae
Gene: ift81
Product: intraflagellar transport 81 homolog
Exons: 18
Coding region: 330-2354 (674 amino acids)
Biological process (GO): intraciliary transport; cilium assembly
Cellular component (GO): centrosome; intraciliary transport particle B; cilium
Molecular function (GO): tubulin binding
Source: RefSeq, a predicted model, not a curated record